GGACAUUGUGAGACUGUGAAGUGUAUGUGUUGUGCUGCACCGAUGAAAAAGGAAAAUAAAAACACUGUAUGCUGUUAAUGUUGUGACUUGUGAAGCUAAAGUCGGCAAAGUUUGGUAUAUAUAUCGAGUGUAAGCCCCAAACAAGGGGAGUGUGUGGUGAAUUGCGAAAAGAGAGAAGAGAAAAGUUGGCAGUGUAUGAGUGCGUGGCUUGGGUACCAAGAAGCGUGUGUUGAGGGACGAAUAGUGUUGGGUAGAGGUGGUGAAAAGAAGUACAGAGGGUGGUGAGAGACAGUGUAGCGAGGCUUUUGGGCUGCAAAUAUGGAUGUUGGUGGAGGUCCAAGUUUAUUUCCACUGCAUCGGUGCAAAACUAUUCACUUGGUGAGGCACGCACAAGGGAUUCACAAUGUAGAAGGAGAUAAGAACUAUAAAGCAUAUAUGUCUCCUGAAUAUUUUGAUGCACACCUUACUCCACUUGGCUGGCAGCAGGUUGAUAAUUUGCGUAAACAUGUUCAUGCAUCUGGGCUUUUCAACAAGAUAGAAUUGGUCAUCACAUCUCCUUUGCUAAGGACUAUGCAAACAGCCGUUGGAGUAUUUGGCGGUGAUGGCUAUACGGAUAGGAUUGAUGUACUUCCACUAAUGCUGGCAAAUGCAGGAAACAGUGGUCGUUCUGCAAUUUCAAGUCUUAAUUGUCCACCUAUCGUUGCAGUAGAACUUUGUCGAGAACAUUUGGGUGUUCAUCCUUGUGAUAAAAGGAGCAGCAUCAGUGACUAUCAAUGCCUCUUUCCUGCAGUUGAUUUUUCACCGGCAAAAAGUGAUGAGGAUAUAUUAUGGAAAGCCAAUAUUAGAGAGAAGAAGGAAGAAGUUGCAGCUAGGGGAAUGAAGUUUAUGAAUUGGUUGUGGACACGGAAAGAGAAGGAGAUAGCGAUUGUUACCCAUAGUGGAUUCUUGUUUCAUACACUAAGUGCUUUCGGCAACGAUUGUCACCCUUCGGUGAAGAAAGAAAUCUGCAAACAUUUUGCGAAUUGUGAGCUCCGCUCCAUGGUCAUUGUAGACAGAAGUAUGAUAGGGUCAGACUCCUCAACGACUAACUAUCCGGGGAAAAUUCCUCCUGGGCCUGAUCACCCUAGUGGGCCUAGUGAUGUUGCUGCGGAUGAGAAGAACCUAGAGAAUGAACUGCCCAAUCCUGGAUCUAAAUGAGAUGGAGAAUGUCAUUAUUCAGAGGUGCUUAUUCAUAUAUUAAGCUGAAAAUCCCUGGUAUGAUAGAAUAGCAUCAUUCGUGGGACUCUCUUGUUCGUAUAGAUGAUGAUGUCACAUAAUACAUGCUGUUUUGAUUUCAUGAGACUAA
This is a messenger RNA of Cornus florida, 1345 nucleotides long. Its product is annotated as phosphoglycerate mutase-like protein 1. The transcript has 10 exons. Bases 319 to 1197 code for a protein of 292 amino acids. The record is from RefSeq and is a predicted model, not a curated record. NCBI's taxonomy places the organism in Eukaryota, Viridiplantae, Streptophyta, Magnoliopsida, Cornales, Cornaceae. Gene Ontology annotation, cellular component: cytoplasm. Gene Ontology annotation, molecular function: phosphatase activity.